Molecule: messenger RNA, 7989 nt
Organism: Acanthaster planci (crown-of-thorns starfish)
Lineage: Eukaryota; Metazoa; Echinodermata; Asteroidea; Valvatida; Acanthasteridae
Product: rho-associated protein kinase 2-like
Biological process (GO): mitotic cytokinesis; actomyosin structure organization; peptidyl-threonine phosphorylation
Cellular component (GO): cytoskeleton; cytoplasm
Molecular function (GO): small GTPase binding; Rho-dependent protein serine/threonine kinase activity; ATP binding
Source: RefSeq, a predicted model, not a curated record
CACGCCAAUGAGGUCAUCAAAUAAAGCGGCCAUAUUCUGCAUGGAGGACUAUCCUAUCCUCGACGUGAUCGAGGAAAUUGUCCAACAACUUGCGUCCACAAAUGUCUAAAUUACACGGAUGCUUGCUUCUGGAUUAGGUUAAGAUUUGGUCCUUGUCGUCGAACUGUGGUGUGACGUUCUAAUAUUCAGCUCUAAUAUGUGCAGGAAAAAGUUCUGAAGAUUCGUGGAGUCAAAAAAAACUUUUACUUGAUUGACUAAAGAUGGGAAGUUUGAAGAGACGAUAUGAUGCCUUAGAGGUCAAAGUGCGUGACCCGAGGUCAGAGUUAAACCAUGAGGCACUGUUGGAUGGAAUCUCUGCUCUUGUGACUGACGUGAACAUUCCAGCCAUCAAGAGAAACAAAAAUGUGGAGACCUUCCUGGAGAGAUAUGACAAACUUGUGUUUGAAGUUGGUAAACAUCGACUCUCUGCUAAUGAUUUUCAGGUCAUCAAAGUCAUCGGCAGAGGGGCUUUUGGAGAAGUCCAAGUGGUCCGGGAAAGAGAAACACGCAAGGUCUAUGCAAUGAAACUCCUUAGUAAAAUGGAAAUGAUAAGGCGAUCGGACUCUGCAUUUUUCUGGGAGGAAAGAGACAUCAUGGCAUAUGCCAACAGUGAAUGGAUAGUUCAGCUUCACUAUGCUUUCCAAGAUGCCAAGUAUCUCUAUAUGGUCAUGGAUUUCAUGCCAGGCGGUGAUCUGGUAAACUUGAUGAGUAAUUAUGAGAUCCCAGAGAAAUGGGCCAUGUUCUACACAGCGGAAGUCGUACUUGCGUUGGAUGCUAUCCACUCCAUGGGAUUCAUUCACAGAGAUGUCAAACCUGACAACAUGUUAUUGGAUGCAAGUGGACAUCUGAAGCUGGCAGACUUUGGUACUUGCAUGAAGAUGGACCAGGAUGGCAUGGUGAGGUCUGAUACAGCGGUUGGGACACCAGACUACAUAUCUCCUGAGGUUCUCAAGUCACAGGCAGGAGAUGGUUACUAUGGCCGAGAGUGUGACUGGUGGUCCGUUGGCGUCUUUUUAUAUGAAAUGCUUGUAGGUGACACGCCUUUUUAUGCUGAUUCCCUCGUUGGUACAUACGGCAAAAUCAUGGAUCACAAGAACUCUCUAAUUUUCCCUGAUGAUGUCUCCUCAAGUGCCAAAGACCUUAUUUCAGGUUUCCUAACUGACAGAGAGAACCGACUGGGAAGAAAUGGAAUUGCAGAGAUUAAGAAACAUCGUUUCUUUAUCAGCAACAACGAGAUGUGGACAUUUGAUAAUAUCAGGCAGACGGUACCUCCCGUAGUCCCAGAGUUGGCAAGUGAUGUUGACACCAGUAACUUUGACGACAUUGAGCCUGAAGAACCUAAACCUGAGGAGGAUUUCACGGCUCCGAAGGCCUUCGCUGGCAACAACCUGCCAUUCAUUGGUUUCACCUACAACAGAACUCACAAGCUCUUUAGUAUUCCAAAAGGGAACGAGGAGCAUGAUGGUCCAAGACAUCAAUCUUCAAGGGACUCAGAUGAACUAAUUGCAAAAUUGAAGGACAUGGAUAAACGCUACGCCCACGAGAAACAGACACGAGAAAAUUUUGAGCACAAGUACAGACAAGCCAGUGCUAAACUACAUGCGGCGUAUCAAGACCUUCAGAGAGAGGAGGAUGAAAGGAGACACCAUGAAGGCAAACAAGAGAGGAUGAUCGCUGAACUGAAGCAUAACAACAAAGAGAUGAAGAGAAAGCUGGAUCAUGAGGCAGAUGUGCGACGCCAGGUGGAGUCCCAGGUCAAGGUUAUCCCUCAGCUGGAGGCGAAGAUCCGAGAGAUGAAAUCCUACCAAGACAAGGCAUCUAUGCAGGACAGGCACAUAGAUAACUUGAAAAAACAGCUGCAUGAUGAAAGUGAAGCCUCGUCAAAAUUCAAGAAAUCAUUGACAGAUCACCAAAAGAAUUACUCCUUACUGGAGCAGGAAGUUCGCGACACCAAAGACAAAUACAACCAGAUCCUUGAGACAAAGCAGACCUUGGACCAUGAGAUCAUCUCCUUACAGAACCAGCUAGAGGAGGAAAGAGAGAGGCGUGUCCAAAUGGAGGAAUUGAAGGCGGAUGUGGAAUGUCGCGUAACCAACCUAACGACUGACAAUUUCCGGUUGAAAGAAGAGGAGAGUAGGGCCAUUGCUGAGCAGCAGAGACAACAACAGCAGAUCAUCAUGCUGGAAAAGAUGAAAGCAAGCCUGGAGUUUGACCUUAAGUCAUUGAAGCGGAAAGAUGAGCAGCGUGAGCUGGAAUACAGGGCCCGAAAAAGUGUGAUUGAUGAGGUUAAUCGCACCUCCAAAACCCAAGAGGAGGCCAACAUGCAACUCAUUGAAGACCUCAAGAAGCAGAUGAAGGAGGAGAAGGAAGCGAGGCAUCAGUUGAAUGAAAGCUGGCAGGAUGCAAUGAAACAAAAGUCACUGGUGGAAUUUGACCUGAAGCAGGUCCAGCAACAGCUACAGCAGAUGGAGGAGCAGAGGAAGGCAGAUGUUGCCAAGAUGGAGCAGCUGAAUCUUCAGCAGGAGCAGGAGAUGCAGAAGAGAUCCUUCAUUUCCAAUGAUCUCAAGACAGCCAAUCAGCAAGUCAGCAGUCUGAGGGCUGAGGAGAAACGACUACGAGCUGAGAUCCAGGAGCAGAAGGAAACCAUCCAGAGCCUUCAGGAAGCUCUGCAGAAGGCCAGACAGAAUGCUGCACUUACAACUCUACAGAUCAGGGAACUCCAGGAAAAUCUGGAAUCGGAGCAAGAAUUCACCCAAUUGUACAAAAACAACAACGUAGUACUAAAUGAUCAAUUGGAAGAAAAAGAGCAUGAACUGGAACAGCGGAAGCAGACCAUCAUAUCACUGGAAUCGGAGAGGGAUUCCCUGUCCACACAUCUGGAGAUAGCUCUCACAAAAGCUGACUCCGAGCAACUCGCCAGGUCAAUUGCAGAAGGGCAUUGCUCAGAUCUGGAGAAGGAAAAGACAAUGAGGGAACUAGAAAUCAAAGAAAACCUUCAGAGAUACAAGAAAGAUAUCAAUGAAAAGAACAACCUCAUCUCACAGUUGGAGGAAAAACAAAAAGAAACGGAGGAAAGCAUCAACCAGAUCAACAACAGAAUGAAAGUUGCCUCGACAGAGAAGGAUGAGAUCUAUACCAAACUCCAGAAUGCCAUGCAAGAGCUUGAGCGUCUGCAGACAGAUAACGCCAACAUCAACGUCCUCAAGGAGUUACACAAAAAGCAGCUAGACAGCGAAAAACUCAAGACACAAGCUGCUGUGAACAAGUUGGCCGAGGUGAUGAAUCGAAAGCUGCCGAGUCAACGUGGCAACAAAGCCAGCUCCUCAGAUUUGAGGAAGAAAGAGAAGGAAUGUCGUAAGCUGGAGCAACAACUCAACCAGGAGAGAACUAAACACAACCAACUAGCUGCUAAGCAAAUAAGAGACUACUCAGACCUACAAGGGCUUUACAACGAGGAGUACCAGAAGCGAUGCCAACUUCAGAUGGAACUUGACAGCCGCGACUCUGAGCUGGAGCAACUGCAGCACCGUCUGCGGACUUUACAGCAGCAGCAGAAUGCCGAUAAUCUUAGCAUCAGCAGCGCCGGCGAUGCAGAGAGUGAGGACGGUAGGGGAGGUCGCCUGGAGGGUUGGUUGCAGAUUCCCAGCAAGAAUAUUAAACGUCAUGGCUGGAAGAAGAAAUAUGUGGAAGUUAGCUCCAAGAAGGUCUUAUUUUAUGAGACGGAGGAAGAAAAGAACAGCAAAAAGCCAUACCUGGUUCUUGAUAUCGAUAAACUCUACCAUGUCCGUGCCGUGACACAAGGUGACAUCAUCCGAGCUAAUGCUCAAGACAUUCCACGCAUAUUCCAAGUUCUUUACGCAGGGGAAGGGGAGAAUCGAAGAGAAGAGCAGCCCAUUGAAACCAACAUAGAGGAUAGCAGCGAUAUUAUCAAGUACAAGAACCACAACUUUGAUGUGGUUCACUUCCACAUGCCCACAGUGUGUGAAUUUUGUGGCAAAACAUUGAGUAGUGUGAUUAAGGCCCCUCCAGCCUUGGAAUGUAAAUUGUGUCACAUGAAAUUUCACAAGGAGCAUUUUGAUAAGAAUGAGGAGUUCUGUGCACCAUGCAAAGUGAAUAUUGACCUAGACGUUGCUAAGAACAUGCUGCUUAUGACAAACUCACCCGAGGAGCAGCAACGAUGGAUUACUCGCCUUUGUCGACAGAUCGCCAGCGCUCGCAGCUCAGCUACCAUCCCAAGAUCCUCAUCAACAAGCUCACCCAAUAGGUCUAACUACCAGCAAUCGAUUCGGCGAAGCAGUGGUCCUGUCCGUCAAUCCUCAACAGGAUCCAAUUCUAAGAGGUAGCUACAUAUUGGUCUCAAUCAGGCCAUUUGACUUCUGUUUAAUGGGCUCAGCUGGGCCAAAAAAGAGAUUAAUUACUCAGAUUGUUCUGUUGGAUUUCUUCUUGAGUCACUCAAGGGUUUUAGCUUGUUGGAUUGAAGUAGGAAUAUUUUCAGAAAGGAGAGGUUUUAACUUUAAAAACGUCUUUCGGUUGAAAAUGGAGAAGAAACCCAGCUAGACAGAACAAGGAAUAGAAUUUUGAAAGAUCGAUAUGGCACAAACAAGGUUCAUUUUUCAGCAGAGGUUGUUCUAUACUUAGUCAUAAUCUUUAUAAAAAUUAUCACAUUAUUAUUCAGUAUAUAUUUUGAUUUUUUUUGGUCAAAGUUUCUAUACUAGCUUUAGUUCAUUAUAUGUAUAUUGCAGUGGAUUUAAAGGUUGGACUUGAUAGGUUGGAUAUAGCUGAGCAGUUUUCUUUUAGUCAUUCAGUAUUUACUGUGAUGUUUUCAGACUGCAAAUAAAUACCAACAGUUUCAGUUUGUGUAGGAUUGUUUAUUAUUUAUAAUAAUGUUAUAGCGUGUAGUGUGGCAGUAAAUUCCAAACACGGACUGAAGUUGGAUUUCAUCUUCCGAGACAGUCAUACUAAAUCUUAAGUUUUAAUAUCUUUUGUUUGAUCGAAACCGUAAGCUUGUCAGCGUUCACAGUUAACAGUGAUUUGUCUUUGAUGAGAUAAUUCCACCUCAGCUCUCAGGUUUCAAGCAUACAAAAUUUAAUGAGUAACUGGAUUCAUUUUGUUCAUUGCAAAAUUAGUUCUGAAAAUGUAGUCUUUUGCUUCCUGCAGCAUAGUGAUUUCAAGAGUUACUCUUUCUGUCAUCAAAGCAUAUUAACCAAACUUCCUUCAUAACAAUUCAUUAAGAAGCGCACCUUGCCUGUUGAAGUGCAUCCAUUUUCAAACCUGGGUAUUUCUAGCGGCAGUUUCAUGUAUAUGCCAGAAUGUUGAGAUACUCUAAAGGUGCAUGCGUUUCUGCAUAAAUUGAACGCUGACCAUCAAAAAUCAUGUGACUGAAAAUCCUUUGUUGGCAAUGGUAUAGACUUUUUGGGGUGAACGUUUACAUUUUGUAUUGCAUUCACUAAUUCUUUUAUCAAAGUGAAGAUGGAAGUGGUAAAAGACAGAUCUACUCCAUUCUGGUAGACGAAAGGAAACGUCAAUAAACAUUUUUAUCGGUGAUAAUUGGGAGGUGAAUUUAUGAUCAACAGAAAUAAGUUUUUCACAGUGUUGUAAUGAGUCACCACAUUUUUCGAGUCAUUUUAACAUUGUGACUCAUGUUGAGUCAUUAGGUCUAGAAGUCGAGUUGAGUUGCGUCAAGUACCGAGCUCAAGUCAAUUUGAGUCACAAAUUUUUUGUUUAAUAACAAAAUACAAUAAAACACAACAAGAUGUAAGUCAUUUUUUGGAAUUUUUAUUUUCAUUUAAACGUGCUGAAAAAAAAUUAUGGUGACAGGUAUCUAGCAAACUAAAAAUUUGCUUUGUAUUUUUUUGAGACUGGAGUCUUAUAAACUUGUACUCGUCGAGUCUCCAUGAGAAAUUUGAGUCGAGUAAUUUGGUCACAGAGUCAAGUUGAUUCGCCAAAAAUUGUGACUCAAGUCAGACUCAAGUCAUUGACUCAAGUCCUUACAACUCUGGUUGUUCAUUGGCCAGUACACGGAGCGUGUACCUGUACAUACAUGUAUCAUAAUGUAUAACAGUACUGAUAUAAAAGAAAGUUUGUUUCUUACUUGGACAAUGUGAUUAUUAAUGAUGAGACAACACGUUUUGUACUCUGGCUAUUCUUUACUAAUAAUUUGUAUAAAAUCAUUGAUUUAUGACAGUAAUCAAUACAAACAACUUUCAAUAAAUACAUGUAUGGCAUCUUGAAAUUCAAGCGGAUCUUCAACUUGUAAGGUUUGAAUUCCUACUGGAGGAAUUUCUUCAUCCUUAAUAAAAUUAUUUUUAGAUAAAUAUCUGUGUAUUUGGCAAGCGUACAAGUGUGUUUGUAUUCAGACAGUGGUAUGGCUAAAUUCUACUUGACAAUGCAUGUAAUUUGAUUUUGAUUAAAAAUUCAUGUCUGUUGCCCAAAGGGGAGCUAGUGGGGUGAAAGGUAGCAAGGCAUGGUCACUUGUGAAAACGUGGCAUCAGCAUUGGCUCGUGUCUCUGUGUCAUUUAGCAGCUUUGUGAAAAUCUGACUUCAGCAUGGGUUUCCCCUCAAGCUGCUAAGCCAUCUUGCAGCUUUUUAAUUCUUGAACUAGUGGAAGAGAAAAUAAACACCUGAAGAUGUGCAGCGAAACAAAUCAAUGUUGUGGAAUUAAGGAGGUUAAAACAAACUAGCUUAUGACAAGUUCUGUAAUUCCCCUUGAAGAAGUAAGUGCCCAACAUGUUGUGGCAUCCGGUUGUCAGUUCUAAGAACCAAAACCCAGCUUGUUCCCCAAAUUUUGUUUGAUUUUGUUUGACAAACCUCAUUUCUGUACAAAGCUCUGUUCACUUCAGUCGCGCAGGCCAUUUUUACUGCACUGUUCAUUCAAACUGUAACAUUGUAUAUGUAAAUAAUACAUGUUUUUUCCCAACAAAGGUGUUCUUUCAGAUGUUUUCUUUUCAGUCCUUUUCUUUCAAUCAGGAAGACUCACCCUUUGCACUAAACUUGGUUUAUGUUUUACUCACGCAGUAACUGUAUGAUGUAGAAAUGAGAGUGAAAGUAUGUUUGUUUUAUACAAUGUAUUACAUUUACACAGGAAGGAAACAGCACCAAGAUGUGGCUCCAAAUAUUUACAUGUACAUAUUCAUAUUUGAUUUGUUUCUGCUACAUUUGAUGGUUUGCUCCUGGAGCAAAGUGGGCAGUGUAUCCCUUUAGCUUUUAUAUGGUAGUUUGCUGGUGCUAAUAAGCACUUUUGAAAACAAAAACAUUUACAUGCACUAAGUCUUUUGCAAUACACCCUCAUUUAAAUGUAGUGAAAUGACUGAGUUUUCUUCAGAGUUUUCUUAUGAAAUUAUUUGAAAAACAAGGGUUUGUUCCUCUUUAGCUGUCACGUUUAGGUUUUGUGACAUCAUUAAUGUUGACUCGGUACCCCAACAUGGAGCCCAAUGAAAACCGUCGCAGAAGUAACGAAAUGGUACCUAAUGCUUUUGCAUUUAGAGCUAUCUUAAGUGGCCUAAUUUGGUAUUGGCCAUCCAUGAGGUCUCACUCUAACAUACUUUUCUGUAAGUAUGAUGAAAAUAAGUCGCGUUUCUAACUAAGCCGUUAUUCACGAUUUUCUGCGCAAAAUCUUUAAGGAAGAAGAUACCCCUUCUGUUCACGUUGUGGUCAAGUCUAUCGGUUUAACCAGUCAUUGAUCGUCAUAGAAGGGUGUGCUAGUCACCUGAUGACGUCGGUAGGCCAAUCACGAAACAAGACAAGCUGUGUUGUUAGAAGCCAUGUUCUUACCUGAUAUUACUUCUAUGGUAUAUUCAUUGGAAAAAUAAGGAUUCUAAAUGUAUUGUUUACCCUUUUAACUACUAUAACACUGUAAAACGUAUAAUGCGAAACCAAAUCUUCUCAUGAGAGUAAGUGGUUGGCCAAAAAAAUUCACGAAUGAUGUUUAGUAAAUAAACAUUAAAAUGUUAA